This is a messenger RNA of Amphimedon queenslandica, 2305 nucleotides long. RefSeq names its product dihydropyrimidinase-like. The transcript has 14 exons. Gene Ontology annotation, molecular function: dihydropyrimidinase activity. Gene Ontology annotation, biological process: pyrimidine nucleobase catabolic process. The record is from RefSeq and is a predicted model, not a curated record. Lineage: Eukaryota; Metazoa; Porifera; Demospongiae; Haplosclerida; Niphatidae. Gene Ontology annotation, cellular component: cytosol; cytoplasm. Bases 47 to 1555 code for a protein of 502 amino acids.
CGUGGGUGGAGCUCAACUGGUUGCACGCAUUUUCUUUUUGCAAAAAAUGGCUUUCAAUUUCACUGAAGGUAAACUCGUGAUAAGGAACGGGACGGUCGUCAAUGCCGACCAGAAAUUUAAAGCUGACGUUUAUGUGGUUGACGGGAAAAUCCAAGAAGUGGGUCCCAAUCUUCGUGUAGUUGAAGGAGUUAGGGAAAUUGAUGCAACUGACAAAUUUGUCAUUCCUGGCGGAAUAGAUACACACACUCACAUGCAGUUGCCUUUUAUGGGCACGGUCGCCGUAGAUGAUUUCUAUCAUGGAACAAGAGCCGGACUGGCUGGAGGGACAACUAUGAUUAUUGAUUUUGUGUUGGGUGGUAGAGGUACUUCAUUGCUGGCAAGUUACGAUCAGUGGAGGAAGUGGGCGGAUGAGAAGGUUUGCUCUGACUACUCGUUUCAUGUCGGUGUGACCUGGUGGAGCCCUCAAGUCCGAGAAGAAAUGAAAGUCCUAGUUGAAGAGAAAGGUAUAAACUCUUUCAAGAUGUUUAUGGCAUACAAAGACGUCUUCAUGCUUCGCGAUGAUGAGAUGCUUCAAGCCUUUGCAAGGUGUAAGGAAAUUGGUGCUCUUGCUCAAGUUCAUGCUGAAAAUGGCGACCUCAUCGCUGUUAAAUCAAAGGAGAUGGUUGAGAGGGGCAUUACUGGUCCCGAAGGUCACGAGAUGUGUCGUCCAGAAGAGGUUGAGACCGAAGCAGUCAAACGUGCCAUCAUGCUUGCCAAUCAAACACGCUGUCCUCUGUAUGUGGUUCAUGUUAUGAGCAAAUCAGCUGCUGAUGAGAUUUCAGCUGCCAAGAGAAAAGGUAUUGUUGUGUUUGGUGAGCCCAUUGCUGCCUGUCUUGGAACCGACGGGACUAACUACUGGCACAAGUGUUGGCGUCAUGCAGCUGGUCAUGUGAUGGGGCCCCCUCUUCGUCCUGAUACGACCACACCCGGUUACCUCAUGGAUCUCCUUGCAAAUGGUGAUCUGGAUUGUACUGGAACUGAUAACUGCACAUUCAGUGGUAACCAAAAGGCGCUUGGGAAGGACGACUUCCGUAGCAUUCCAAACGGAGUCAACGGAGUAGAGGACAGGAUGUCCGUAGUCUGGGAGAAGGGAGUGUAUACUGGUAAAAUGGACGUUUGUCGAUUUGUUGAUGUUACGUCAACAACAGCUGCAAAGAUAUUCGGCCUCUACCCAAGAAAAGGUUGUAUUGCUGUAGGAUCUGAUGCAGACAUUGUUGUAUGGGAUCCAGACCAGACUAGAGUCAUAUCUGCAAAGACACAUCAUCAGGCUGUUGACUUUAACAUAUUCGAGGGGCUAGAGUGUCAUGGUGUCCCUGUUUAUGUCAUCUCUCGUGGUAAGGUUGUCGUUGAUCACGGGAAGAUAGACGUGGUCAAGGGGAGUGGCAAGUUUAUCCCUCGUCAGCCUUGGACCGACUUUGUGUACUCUAGAGUCCAUCAGAGGGACAAGGUUGAUCAGCCACAAAAGGUUGAGCGUGAGCCUUACACUGGCCCCGUCAUAGACCUGAGCAAGAAAUAAACUGAGGCCCUCUUGCCUUUGUGGUGAAUGAAAUAAUUUUUCUUUACUUUGAGAAUAAUUAAAAUAAUAAUAAUAGUGUGUGGAAAGUUAACAGUGUAAUAGUAAAAAUAAUUGUAAUGAUUAUUGUUGAUCAUAAUAAAAAAUUGUCUUUUUUAAAAUUUAAAGUUCUUGAGUGACUCAGCAUAGCACUGUAUAGUACAGUAUAAAGUUUUUGUGGAAUAUUCUUCACGAAUGACACUGGGACGACUGCAGGGGACGCCACACUGUCCGCAGACUGGGCCAGGAUCUCUGGCUGUAGAGGACUUGAUGCUGGCCUCCGGGCCAAUGGCGGGAGUUGCCGGGAAAGGAGAGCAAGCACACAUCUUAAGAAACCACCUUCUCUUUUAGCCUGUGUCGUAGAAUAGAGUAACGUUUAUUGGAGCUGCAGUGAAGACAGUAGACAUUGAAGGAGUUCUGGUUUUGCUGCACAAUAGACUAUAGAAUCAGUGAAAUUCUGCUUGGUUUUAAUGCAACUCAUAUUGCACCACCAAGUUGCAAGCAUCGCUCGACCACACCCUUUAAAAAUCACUAGACUAAUAUUGAAUCACCGGGCUUAUAGCUUUAUAAAAUUAUUCUUAAUUCAUAAUAAUAAAUCUCUAAAAUAAUAAUUCUGAGCACAUGGAAAAAAUGGUAAAGACUAAGUCGCUAAGAAAGGAGAGAUUUAAAUAUCUCUACAUCAAGCGUCUAUUAGACGCAAUAGUAAGAAAAAAA